UUUUUUUUAAAAAAAAAAACGCACCCAAAGCCGGGCCAACUAAGCGCGGGAAAAAUUAACUUUAGUGCAGAGCAGGUGAGAACUGAGAAGUCAUAGAAAAGCCUGAUUUUUGAGGCUUGGAGAGAAUUAGGGUUAGGGUUUGAAUUGAAAAGGGGCAAAAUGGAGGAAGAUAAGGGAACAACAGGAAAAAUAAACCUACGCCAGAAAGACAAAGAAGAGGAAGUAAAUAUAAGUGGUCAAGUCCAUCACCUGCCAUGCUGCAUCAAAUUCAAUGGUCCUUGCUCUGUUUCCCAAUACUUCAGACCCAAAGCCAAAGGGAUGGAAAUUGAUGGGUUAGCAGUAGAGGAAGCACAUUUUAGAGGAAGGAAGCUUCAAGGAACUACUAUUUCUAUUCCAAAUGGAUAUUCUGGCUUUGUUCUGGGAAAGAACAACUCUGGCAAAAGAAAAGCUUGUAAUGUAUCUGAAGGGAGCUUGAACAGCUGGCAAAUGAAAGCAAAAUUUGAUAAAUUAACAUAUUGGAAUCAUGAUAGUCCUCCUUCAAAGGAUGAUGCCUUCUUGCGUUCUUUUCAUUGGUUUGCUGUUGCUGAAGCUCUGCACAAACCAGUAAAAGCUAAAGAUUUGACUGCUGCUUCUAUUGCUUUGGAAGAGAAAUGACUGAGCAAUAGCGACAUGUGUGGAGCAUCUUCUGAUCUUUAGCACCGUUUUUCUUCUGAUCUUUAGCACCGUUUUUCUUUCUUGUACCGGUUGUUGAGAAAAAAUUGAUAGGCUGAUAGAGAAAAAUGGAGAACAUCCCGUAAUCUUCAUCUA
Messenger RNA from Theobroma cacao (cacao), 807 nucleotides. RefSeq lists its product as uncharacterized. The record is from RefSeq and is a predicted model, not a curated record. Gene Ontology annotation, cellular component: ribonuclease H2 complex. Gene Ontology annotation, biological process: RNA catabolic process. Lineage: Eukaryota; Viridiplantae; Streptophyta; Magnoliopsida; Malvales; Malvaceae.